AUGUUGAAAUCUUUAGUUUCUUGUAAAUGUUCCUCCUCUGCAUUUGCUCUUGAGCCACUGAGGAAAUCAACAAUUGAAUCUCUUAGAAAAUUGGUUCAAAGAACUUUAAAGUUUUUAUGUUUCCUCAAACAGAAUAUAAAACUAGAGAAUUUUAUUGGCCUCUCUUGGACUGAAAAUAACAUCUUUCUCCUAAAAGGUUUAAUGAGUCUUAGUUUUUAUACUUUUGGAUUCACUUGGUUCUUGCGGUUUAGAAAGUCCCUGAAAUGAUAGUGGCAACCUGCCUCCUUCAGGUGGCUCACCUUCUGUGGGCCACUGGAGGUCCUAACCCUGGGCAGGCUCCUCUGCUGUUGGCCCGAGGAGAGCAGCAGCAGCAACAGUAAUGGCUGACAUCACGUGAAUGCUGCCCUAAGCCCUGUGCGUGUGACACAUUACAGAUGCUCACAGCAAGACUAUGAGGGGGGUAUAUCAUUAUGUCUGUCGUCACACGAUAAGAUUGAAAAUCAGAAUAGUUGUGUGGUUUACUGAAGGUUACAUAGCUAGCAAGUGCCCGAGCCAGGAAUCAAACAUGCAGAGACUGUGGUUGUGGAAUAGUGUGGUGAGACUGGGUUCAAAAUAUUCAGAUUUUGAGCCCAGCUAAUGAAGGUGGUAGGGCCACCAAGUAGGGGAGCUGAUUGGUACAAAAGAUUGAAUGUCAGAAGGAGAGGCCAGGGUCUCUCUAGCUGCCAUGGAGGUGCACCCACAGCCAGUGGGUGUGGGGAUGUGAUUCAGACCCAAACAGGUUUUCACUCCAAAGCUUGGGUCUACCUCAGCCUCCAGCCUCAGUACCAUGGCCACAGAUCGUUCUUUGAAACACAGCCGUUAACAGCAUCUGCAUGCUUGUAGCUAUGCUGGGGACACUAUAAUUGGGAGGCGUAGGAGAGAACUUUCACUUAUCUAGAUUUAAAGAUCUUUUUUAGUAACUUACUGUUCCUUCUUCACCUUCCCUGAAAAAAUAUUCUUGUAGCAAGGUAAGUUAUCAAGAAGAAAGACCUAAUUUGAAAAGUUACUGGUGUGGAUGUAGCAAAUGUGGGCAGGGAAGGGAGCAGCAGACGUCCCUCUGCAGCUCAGUAGUGCUGAGAGACGUGCAUGGGCUGCCUGAAGAUGCUGUAACGUGAAUGCGUGUUUUUGUUUUUGUUUUCUUUGCUUACUUGCCAUCUACUGGGGAAACUAUUCUUGUGCUUUACUCAAAAAAGCAAAAAACAAAAAAGCCACAGUCACAUCAUCACUGUAGUUGUUUUUGUUGUCUUCUUUCUUUAAGAAAAGCAACAGUCUCUUUCUUUUAUGUAUCAAAAAGGGAACUCCUUUACAGAGAUUUCAACAAGCCAGAAUACCUAAAGCACCUAAAAAUAAGGCAAGACUACAUAUGUUCAAUCUUGUAUUUCUUUAUCCUUUCGCUCAGUCAUUCUAGUUUUUCUAAGUUUCCUUUUUCAAGAUUCCCAAAUAUUAAAAUUCAGCCAAAUUUGAUUUACAAUUUAAAAAAAUAUGCCCAAAACCGAGUGGGAUUUAUCCAGGAAUGCAAAGUUGGUUCAAUAUCUGAUACUCAUUUAAUCUGAUACAUCACAUUAAUAAAGCACCAAAAAACUCCAUGUGAUUAUCUUGCUAGAGGCAGAAAAAGCAUUUGACAAAGUUCAAAGACUCCUUUAUAAUAAAAGCACUCAACAAAUUAGGAAUGAAAUAGAACUUUCUCAGCCUGGUACAGGACAUAUACAAACUGUUCACAGCUAAAAUCAUACUUAAAUGUGAAAAGUCAGAUGCUUUCCCCCUAAGAUCAGGAACAAAAUAAGGAUGCUCUCAUCACUUCCACCUGAUACUGUACUGGAAGUUCUAGCUAUUACAGUUAGGGCAAUUAGGCAGGAAAAAUAAAAGAUAACCAGAUUGAAAAGGAAGAAGUAAAACUGUAUUUGCAGAUGACAUGAUCUUGCUGUCUCAGUCCAUUUAGGAUGCUGUGGCAAAAUACCACAGACUGGGUAGCUUAUGAACAACACAAAUUUAUUACUCGCAGGUCUCGAGGCUGGGAACUCCAAGAUCCUGGUGCCAACAUGGUCACCUUCUGGUGAAUGCCCUCUUCCUGGUUCAUAGCCGGCCCCUUCCCACUGUGUCCUCACUGGGUGGAAGAGGCAUGGGAUCUGUCUGGAGCCUCUUUUAUAAAAGCACAAGUCCCACUCAUGAGGGCUCCAUCAUCAUGAUCUGAGCACCCCCCAAAGGCCCCACCUCCCAAUGUCAUCACUUUGGGGGUUAAGAUUUCAACAUAUGAAUUUGGGGGUCACACAUUCAGAUCAUAGCACUUGUAUACAGAAAAUCCUGAGACAUCCACACACACGUGGGGAUAAAACUCCUAGAGCCAAUAAAUGAGUUCAGCAAGGCUGCAGGAUGCUGGGUCACGAUACAAAAUUCAACUGUAUGUCUGUACACUAGCAAUUAAAAUCCAAAAAUGAAACGAAAGCAGUUCCACUUUCAGUACAUAAAAAGGAAUAAAAUAGGUGUAAAUUUAACAAGAGAAAUGCAGCACUUAAUACACUGAAAAUUUCAAAACAUCAUUGAAGGAAAUUAAAGAACUGUGGGGGCGGGGGUACAGCUCAGUGGUAGAGCACGUGCUCAUUUAGCCUGCUCAGGGUCCAGAGUUCAACCCGCAGUACCUCUUCCAAAAGUGGAUGCAUAAGUAAACCUAACUACUUCCCCCCCCAAAAUAAAAAUAAAAAUAAAGAAAAGAUGUAGUAAAAUGGAAAGACAUCCCCUGUUCCUGGAGGAGAAGACUGAGUAUUGAUCUGUACACUCAAUAUAAGACCUGCCAAGAUCUUAACUUCCUUUUUUUGAAAAUUAACAAGCUGAUCCUAGAAUUCAUAGAUGUACUAAGAGGAUCCAGAAUAGUUAUAACAACCUUAAAAAGGAAGAACAAAGUUGGAGGGCUUACACUUCUCAAUUUCAAAACUUGUCUCACAGCUGCAGUAAUCAAGACAGUGUGGUACCAGUUUAAGGACAGACAUACAGACCAGUGGAAUAGCACUGAGAGUCCAGAAAACAGUCAGCUGUCCUGCACUAAGGCUGCCAGGACAAUUCAGUGGGGGAAAGAAUAAUCUUUUCAAUACAUGGUUCUGGGACAACUGGAUACACACAUGCAGUGGAAUGAACUGGACCCUUAUCUAAUACCACAUACGAAAAAUUAACUUCAGAUGGACCAAACACCUAACUGUAAGCGCUAACACUAAACAGCUCUUAGAGGAAAUCUCAUGACCUUGAAUCAGUUGUUUCUUAUGACCUUGAUUUAGAUAGUGGUUUCUUAGGUAUAACAUCAAAAGGAUAGCAACAAAAGAAGAAACAGAUAAAUUGGACUUCAUCAAAAUACAGUACUUCCAAAUAUAUAUACAUAUACAGUCCUUCCAAGAACACUCUAAAGAAAGGAAAGGCAACCUGUAGAAUGGGGGAAAGUAUUUGCAGGUCCAGUAUCUGGUUAGGGUGUGCUAUCCAGCACAUAUAAAGAACUCUUACAAUUCAACAAUAAAAAGACAACCCAAUUUUUAAAAAAAUUAUAAUAAAGAUACAUAUUUUAACACAGAAAUAAGAGUGCAGUUGCAGGGCCCGCCCACCUCUGCUUCCCCACCGAUGGACGUUCCUCUCAGGGUUCUCUCUGUCCAGAACUUUAAGAGGCAAGGCAUUGACUUGUUUUGGUAAAUUUUCCUUUGUAGCUACCUGUUCUGAAAAAUAAUUCUUGUUCCUUAAUUUAAAGCCCCAGAAGAAGCCUCUGUUCCGCUUCCCUCAUGGUUGGCGUCUGUCUGGCCAGGAGUGCUGGACCUGAACUUGCUUGCUUAGCUCACCUGGCUUCUCUGCUCGUGCAGGACUAGAAGCCCUGCUUCUCUUUUCUGUGGAAAUAAAUUUCUAUUAAAUAAAAUUUUUCUAAGAUCCUGAAAAGUUCUCUAUUUGAAGUAAAUCAUUAAAUAGUCUUAAAAGAAUUAACCUGCUAUUUAAUGUAGCUUCAGGAAAUUGAGACCUUUGGAGGGGAAAUAAUCCUAUGGAAAAUACUCAGAGCUAUUACUUUAAAACACGUAUUUUUGAGGCAAGUGUUGAAAUUGAAUGGCUUUGUCUUCUGUGGAAAUUUGUCUUGUUUUCUGUUUUAUCCUGUGCCUGGAACAAUGCAUGUCUGUUGAGUAAAUGAAUGAACAGAUUCUCUUCUGAAGUGGUGGAAUGAAUGGACCCACCUUAUCCUUUGGCGGCCAUGCCCCAGAGAAGGCUGCUGUUUGCUGGGGGUGUCUUGGACCCUUUCGUAGCCUCUCAGGCCUCUUCCAUCAGGUUGUUGUGAGGCUGAAUGACAGUGAGUGCCUCACGUGUGUUGGACAGCUUAAAUGACAGCUAGUAAUCAUUAUUAAUUAUAGAAAUCUUAGUGGGUUUGGGGGAAAAUGUGAGUUUUCUUGUGUAUUUCUGUCAGUAUUUCAGUGUCUUUGAUGAAAUAGCUGCUUUGACUUAUAGAAACCACGAAGUUUUGCUGUGGUUACACGGCUGCACCACAGCCAGAAAUCGGUCUAGAAUGCACGUCUCAUUUCUAAUGACAAGUUAGAUGUACAAUUGAAUAUGAUCUGUGUAUUUUUUCCGAUAAAUCUGGACCACAGUUCUGCUGUGUGUUUUCUUUUCCCAGACCCCUCUGGAUGAGGGUUAAGCAGUUGGGAGCCAGGCGCGUGGGGACGUGUUAGUGAGGACAUAGGGCAGUGGAGCCUUCUUGGAGGGUGGUUUUGUGACACACGUCACAAUCUAAAAUGCAUGAAUCCUUUGAGCUAGUAGUUCUGCUUCUCCAAAUCUGUCCUGCAAAACACAGUUGUGCAAAGUUGUUCAUAGCAGGAGUGUUUGCAGUGGAGAAAACCAGCAACGAGAACGUUUAAGAGACAGAAAGCUGUGAUCUGGAAAGGCACACGUCAUUAACGGCUCUGCAGGUGUCGGCACAGACAUGCAAAACUGUACAUUUAUCCCAUUUCCACGAGGAAAAAUGUGUGUAUUUCUGACUGUGUAUGUUUACAUUUUAAAUUAUGGUUUAAAAAAAGUAACAUUGAGCGUUUUAACCAUUUCUAAGUUUGCAGUUCAGUAGAGGUAAGUACAUUCACACUGAUGUGCAGUCACCACCACCGUCUGUCUCCUGAACCUUCUUCAUCUUGUGACACUAACUCUGUCCCCUUUAAACACUAACUCCCCACUUCCCCGCCCCCAGCCCUGACAACUACCAUCUGCUUUCUGUCUCUGUGAGUCUGACUAGUCUAGGGACCUCAUGUGAGUGGAAUCAUACAAUACUUAUCUUUUUGUGACUGGUGUAUGUCACUGAGCAUAAUGUCCUCAAGGUUCAUUCCUAUUGUAGCAGGUGUCAGAAUUUCCUUCUUUUUUAAGGCUGAGUCAUAAUCUGUUGUCUGGAUAGACCACAUUUUGUUUAUCCACCGUCCAUCAAUGGACACUUGGGUUAUUUCCAUCUUCGGGAUGCUGUGAACAAUGCUACUGUGAACGUGGGUGUGCAGAUGUCUCUCGGGGCCCCUGCUCAUGCUCUGUUUGGAUGCAUAGGAGACGGUCUGGAGAGGAGGACAGCAUACUGAUCCCGGCAAAACGAGGCUGGGGUGGAGGGUGAAGGUGGCACUUUGACUUGCUAUUUCAUACACUUUUUAUUGUGGUUUUUUCACAAUAAGCGCUAGAUUCUAUUUUACAGUUGGUAAAUUAGGAACCCACUAAUUGUUACGCGUUUGCUUUGUGCUCUCUUAAGAGCUGGGCAGACCCUCUACCAGAGAUCCCUCCAGACAUUGUGCAGGAAUGCAGACUGAGGCUGACAGAGAACCCUUCCAAGGACGUCUUUGAGGAGUGUGCCCGAGUCGUCCAUAACUAUUUAAGUGGAAAACCAUUUGAAGAGUACCAAGGAAGCUCAUAUUUUUCUCGAUUUUUACAAUGGAAAUGGCUGGAAAGGUUUGUGCCUGUCAGGUGCGAGCUACAGGAAAAAUGUAUGCCUGUAAAAAGCUAGAAAAGAAAAGAAUAAAGAGGAGGAAAGGGGAAGCUAUGGCUCUAAAUGAAAAAAGAAUCCUAGAGAAGGUUCACAGUCGAUUUGUAGUCAGUUUAGCCUACACUUACGAGACCAAAGAGUCCUUGUGUUUGGUGCUAACCAUUAUGAACGGAGGGGACUUGAAGUUUCACAUUUACAACUUGGGCAAGCCCGGCUUUGAUGAGCAGAGAGCUGUGUUCUAUGCUGCAGAGGUGUGCUGUGGCUUGGAAGAUUUACAGAAGGAAAGAAUCGUGUACAGAGACUUAAAGCCCGAGAACAUCCUCCUGGAUGACCGUGGACACGUCCGGAUUUCAGAUCUUGGUUUAGCCGUGGAGAUCCCGGAAGGGCAGACGAUUCAAGGAAGAGCGGGGACGGUCGGCUACAUGGCUCCUGAAGUUCUCAAUAAUGAGAACUACACGUUUAGUCCCGAUUGGUGGGGACUUGGCUGUCUGAUAUAUGAAAUGAUUCAGGGACAUUCUCCAUUCAAAAAAUUCAAAGAGAAGGUCAAGCGGGCGGAGGUGGAGCGGAGAGUGAAGGAGGACACAGAGGAGUACUCCGGGAGGUUCUCCGAGGACGCCGUGUCCAUCUGCAGCAUGUUACUCACCAAGAACCCCAAGCAACGCCUGGGCUGCAUGGGCGAGGGAGUGGCUGACGUCAAGGGACACCCUGUGUUCAAGGACAUUAACUUCCAGAGGCUGGAAGCCAACACAUUAGAACCCCCUUUCUGUCCCGAUCCACACGAGGUUUACUGCAAGGAUGUCGCGGACAUUGAUCAGUUCUCCUCAGUGAGGGGCGUGUACCUGGACAGCAGCGACAACGCCUUCUACAGCCAGUUUGUCACUGGGUGUGUCCCCAUCCCCUGGCAGAACGAGAUGAUCGAGUCUGAAUGUUUCAAGGACAUCAACGAGAGUGAGCGUGAGGAAAGCGUGACAUUAGAUCCAGCAGAGAAGGCACAACCAGUUCCCAAACCAAGGAGAAGCUUCUUGUACAGACUUUUCGCAAGAGGGGGCUGCAUCAGCACGGACCCCAGCGAGGAGGAGCUGCCCGCCCAACGGUGACCGCUCGCCGCGCAGCGGGACCCUCACCCGGGAACACAUGCUCGAGGUCUCAUCCCAUCUGUGAGCUGCAAUAAACACGUGCGACACAUCUUAAAA
Camelus dromedarius (Arabian camel) is the source of this 7191-nucleotide messenger RNA. It is a transcript of the gene GRK4, whose product is annotated as G protein-coupled receptor kinase 4. The transcript is spliced from 11 exons. Bases 5947 to 7095 code for a protein of 382 amino acids. Gene Ontology annotation, biological process: regulation of signal transduction; signal transduction; protein phosphorylation. Gene Ontology annotation, cellular component: cytoplasm. Lineage: Eukaryota; Metazoa; Chordata; Mammalia; Artiodactyla; Camelidae. Gene Ontology annotation, molecular function: G protein-coupled receptor kinase activity; ATP binding. The record is from RefSeq and is a predicted model, not a curated record.